Microsporum canis CBS 113480 is the source of this 1833-nucleotide messenger RNA. RefSeq names its product carnitine acetyl transferase. The record is from RefSeq and is a predicted model, not a curated record. Gene Ontology annotation, molecular function: carnitine O-acetyltransferase activity. Gene Ontology annotation, biological process: carnitine metabolic process. Gene Ontology annotation, cellular component: mitochondrion; peroxisome. The transcript has 3 exons. NCBI's taxonomy places the organism in Eukaryota, Fungi, Ascomycota, Eurotiomycetes, Onygenales, Arthrodermataceae. The coding region runs from base 1 to 1833 and encodes 610 amino acids.
AUGGCUCCUCGACGUACGGUCUCCUCGGUACCGGCAGGGUACAAGGAGGACUUGUCAAAGGGCAAGAUGCUUCGGUUUGAAGACUCGCUGCCACAGUUGCCAGUCCCUACUUUGGAGGAGACCGGAAGACGGUAUCUCAAGUCGGUGCACCCGCUGCUCACGACGGAAGAGUACAAGAAGACGGAAAAGGCGGUUUCAGACUUCGUCAGGCCAGGUGGUGAGGGAGAGGUCCUUCAGAAACGCCUGAUUGCUCGGAGUGAGGAUCCCAAGAUCGAGAACUGGCUGCACGAGUGGUGGAAUCAGACUGCCUACCUUGCCUACCGUGACCCGGUCGUGCCAUAUGUCAGCUACUUCUACUCGUACCGGGAUGACAGGCUACGACGUGAUCCUGCAAAGCGAGCCGCUGCCAUUGCCACCUCUGUGCUGGAGUUCAAGAGACAGGUCGACGAUGGCUCUCUUGAGCCGGAAUAUCUGCGCAAGGAACCCAUGGCCAUGAGCUCGUACCAGUACAUGUUCAACUGCUGCCGCAUCCCUGCCGACGGAGAAGAUUACCCCCUAAAGUAUCCAGCCAAGGAGAACGAGCAUAUCAUCGUCAUGCGCAAGAACCAGAUGUUCAAGGUGCCAACCUCGAUAAACGGCCAGCAGCUCAACACCUCCGAGUUCCAGAAGCAGUUCGAGACCAUCAUCAAAAAGGCUGAGCGGGUCCCAGCCGUCGGUGCCUUGACGUCUGCCAACCGUGACUUCUGGACUGCUGCUCGCAAGAACCUCCUGGCCGCCAGCCCUGCCAACGAAGCCGCCCUGAAGACCGUCGAGGGUGCCUCCUUCAUCAUCUGUCUCGACGAUGCAUCCCCCGUCACCCUCGAGGAGCGUGCCCACGUCUACUGGCACGGUGACGGCGCCAAUCGCUGGUACGACAAGCCGCUGAACUUCAUCGUCAACGAGAACGGAACGGCCGGUUUCCUAGGCGAACACAGCAUGAUGGACGGCACCCCAACCCACCGUCUAAACGACUACGUCAACCAGCUCAUCUUCAGCAACAGUCUCGACUACUCCAACCCUUCUAUCCGCUCCAACCUGCCCGAACCCCAACCCAUCAACUUCGAACUCAACCCUUCCGUCCUCAAGGACAUCGCCACCGCAACCCAGGACUUCGAGACCGUCAUCAACAAGCAUGAGCUUCGCGUCCAGGCCUUCCAGGCUUACGGCAAGGGCCUCAUCAAGAAAUUCAAAUGCAGUCCAGACGCCUACGUCCAGAUGCUCAUUCAACUCGCCUACUUCAAGAUGUACGGCAAGAACAGACCAACAUACGAAUCUGCCUCAACACGCAAAUUCAAACUUGGCCGUACCGAAACCACCCGUUCCGUAUCAGACGAUAGCGUUGCCUUCUGCAAAGCCCAGGCUGACCCGUCCGUCUCGAGAGAGGAGCUGGUCAAGCUCUUCCGCACCGCAGUGGCAGCUCACUCCAAAUACACCGCCGAAGCCAGCGUUGGAAAGGGCGUGGACAGACAUCUCUUCGGCUUGAAGAAGUUGAUCCGUGACGGCGAGGAUGUUCCUUCGCUCUUCAAGGAUCCUACAUAUGCCUACAGCGGCUCCUGGUUCUUGAGUACCAGUCAGCUUAGCUCAGAAUACUUCAACGGCUACGGAUGGAGCCAGGUCAUCGAUGAUGGAUUCGGAAUCGCCUAUAUGAUCAACGAGAACAGCAUCCAAUUCAACAUCGUCUGCAAGAAGAUUGGCGCUGAGAGGAUGAGCUUCUAUCUUAAUGAAGCUGCCUGCGAAGUUAGAGACAUGCUAUUGCCCGAUCUUCUCAAGGAGAGCGAGAAGGCCAAGCUCUAA